AUGGCAAGCUACGAAAGACGACGACGUCGAGUACAUAUCGAGCUUCUUCCCGAAAGCGCUAUGGAGGAUGCGCGAAGAAGCCCCGCCUUAAUGGGGAAGCAUGCUAAUGACAUCGGAGAUGGAGCAAUCUACUUGGCAGCUAUACUGGACUACCUAGCUGCUUUAGUCCUCGAUCGGGCCAGCAAUGUAGCAUACGAAUUCAAGACCCGCGUUGACCUUCGCCAACUUCAGCUGAUCGUAUGCAACGAUGAAGAGUUGAACAGGCUGAUGUCACAAGUGCUCAAAGUGCUGGUUCGCCGUAUACCCAGAUCUUCCCAAGAAGACGACUUUUGA
Molecule: messenger RNA, 333 nt
Organism: Cylicostephanus goldi
Lineage: Eukaryota; Metazoa; Nematoda; Chromadorea; Rhabditida; Strongylidae
Source: the annotation of a GenBank genome assembly